AUGCCACAUUUCGGCGAAAAACACCAUCAUCAACAUUAUCGUAGCCCACAGGCAAAAGGUACCAGUACAAGAUCACAACAACAACUAAACAGACGACCACAUCUCACCCGUAUCCAAGGAAAAAUCAAUCUCAUGAAUGGCCCAAACAGCGACAGGUUUGCCGUGGACGACCGGCCAACCUUGCGCGACUCCACCUUUGUUGUGGAUAACAUGUCCAUGAUCUCUGUGAUGUCCAAGAUGUUUCAUGAAAACAGUGGCGAUGACGAUUUCUCGACCUAUGAGUAUUCGUUGGGCGCUCCAUCCUACUUCAACUCAGCUCCAUCUCUCCGAAAUCUAAGUCCCGAAGAUAAAGCAGCCAACCACAACCUCUCACAGUACUUUGGCCGUAGUACCAGACUCUGCGCCGAUUAUAGCGACAACGAUACACAAGAAGAAGACAGCGUAUGCUUUAGUGAAGAUAUUGAAGAAGGAGGCGAAGACAAAGAGUCAUUGGAUGAGGAAACACUAGAUGAAACUAGAAACAAAGAUGACAUUCUGGGAUCUCUUCGACUGAGGGUUCCGGACAAGGCAGCCCAGCCAGUCCAGAUGGAAAAGGCAAGCGGUCGACGCUCGAGGGACUAUGCUGAUAAACUAUUGGGAUUGGGCGACGAUUCGACCUCCCAUGAGACUACCAGCACAAUUCAAAGUGAUGAAUUUGGAGAGCCAACCAAAACAAAGAAAAAGCGCUGGUUUGGUGGUCGUGUCUUCAAGAAGAAGGGAGGCAAUGACAAGCACGAGAAGAGCAAAAACCGCGCAAAGGCCAGCCUGCAGAUGCCGCCCUCGAAAACCCGAGCAAGACCAGCAAGAAUGGCCUCCUUUUAG
Seminavis robusta is the source of this 861-nucleotide messenger RNA. NCBI's taxonomy places the organism in Eukaryota, Bacillariophyta, Bacillariophyceae, Naviculales, Naviculaceae. The record is from the annotation of a GenBank genome assembly.